AUGGAUAUGCUGGAGCGGGAGGGGGAGGAAGGAGGGGAUAGACAAGUCGUCUCUGAACACCAGAGGGGACGUGAUAAUGACGACCAGUACCACUCGGUACGCAGCGGUAGCACUGACUCGAGCCCAAACAGGCAUGCAGCACCGGAGUCGGUUGUGUCCAACCGCAACAAGGCCGUGCAUGCGGAAAGAGCAAGGAGGAGGGCCGAACUGGUGGCCAAGAAGAGGGGCGUUGUUCCAAGUAAGCCGGAGGCGCGUAAAGUGUUAUUACGCAAAUACAUGCCCGAGUUGGCAGUGAAAAUCCCAAGGAUGGCGCACGAAAAAACACAGUCGCACUUACUGUCGAGCACGUCAUCUGAGGGGUCGGGCGGAGAGACAACGCCACCACCUGCGGGCCCGUCGGACCCGUCCCCAUUGACGCAGGCGGUACCGCCGCCAAGCAAAGAUGAAAUUGACUGGAAUGGGGAUGUCGAUCGUGCCACGUCGGGCCUUGUGACAUUGCUCACCGCCAACGGGGAGAGCACACUUGACACUAACACUCUUGAGCUAGGGUUGGGCACGCUCAGGGCGAUAGCGGCGCGACACGCCCAACCCGCCCGAGAAGAAGGUGGACGUAACGAGCGCGAGACUGGCAGGGGGUACUACAGCAGAGGCCCUCGCUAA
Arctia plantaginis is the source of this 660-nucleotide messenger RNA. Lineage: Eukaryota; Metazoa; Arthropoda; Insecta; Lepidoptera; Erebidae. The record is from the annotation of a GenBank genome assembly.